AUGCAUGUCGUGGACCCGACUCGCUUCCCUUUGGCUGCCGACGCUCAGUACAGGCCGCAUCCGCAUACUUUAACUGACGCCAAAGCCUUUUACGCCCAAUAUGGCAUCGAGAAUAUGGUUCUCGUGCAACCAUCAAUCUAUGGAGACGACAAUUCAUGCAUGCUGGAAGCCCUUGAGCAAUUGACGCCCAAGCACGGGCGCGCCGUGGUGGUCCUCGAUCCAGAGACCAUCGACGCGGAGACACUGGAGAAAUGGCACGCUCUUGGGGUGCGAGGCGCGAGGCUGAACCUCGUCAGUGUGUCGCGGGACAUGACCGAGGAUGAACUGCGCGCCGAACUGCAGAGUUAUGCGAGGGUUUUGAGGCCCUUCGAUUGGGUCCUUCAGCUCUACGUCCCGUUGAAACUGGCAUUGCCGCUGUUGAACGUCGUCCCAGAUCUGGGCAUCAGAAUUUGCAUUGAUCAUUUCGGAUCACCUGUCCUUCCCGAACCAUUUGACCCGUCCACAACUGUAUAUCCCUACGACAUGAGAGGCUUCGCGUCCCUCGUCAAUCUGCUCCAGGAUGGCAGGACGUGGGUGAAGCUCUCAGCGCCGUAUCGACUUUCCAAAGACCCAGAGAUGAGAGAUCUAGACCCCAUUGGGAGAGAGUUGAUCAUCAAAGGUGCGGAUCGUGUUGUCUAUGCCACGGAUUGGCCUCACACGAGGUUCGAGAAUAUCAACCCAAUGCCCUUCAUUGAGAAAUGCUAUGAAUGGUGUAAUGGCGACGCUACAUUAAUCGAGAAGCUGUUCCGAACCAAUGCUGAGAAGCUUUGGGAUGCAUCUUCAGAGACAUAG
Molecule: messenger RNA, 831 nt
Organism: Fonsecaea nubica
Lineage: Eukaryota; Fungi; Ascomycota; Eurotiomycetes; Chaetothyriales; Herpotrichiellaceae
Exons: 1
Coding region: 1-831 (276 amino acids)
Molecular function (GO): hydrolase activity
Source: RefSeq, a predicted model, not a curated record